This is a messenger RNA of Alligator sinensis (Chinese alligator), 1385 nucleotides long. RefSeq names its product suppressor of cytokine signaling 3 (gene SOCS3). Bases 1 to 525 code for a protein of 174 amino acids. The transcript is spliced from 2 exons. Gene Ontology annotation, biological process: intracellular signal transduction; phosphatidylinositol phosphate biosynthetic process. Gene Ontology annotation, cellular component: phosphatidylinositol 3-kinase complex. The record is from RefSeq and is a predicted model, not a curated record. NCBI's taxonomy places the organism in Eukaryota, Metazoa, Chordata, Crocodylia, Alligatoridae. Gene Ontology annotation, molecular function: 1-phosphatidylinositol-3-kinase regulator activity.
AUGUUGACCUCCCGCUCGGCCGGCGAGUACCAGCUGGUGCUGGAGGCGGCGCGCAAGCUGCAGGAGAGCGGCUUCUACUGGAGCGCCGUGUCGGGCGGCGAGGCCAACGCGCUGCUGCGCGCCGAGCCCGCCGGCACCUUCCUCAUCCGCGACAGCUCGGACCAGCGCCACCUCUUCACGCUCAGCGUCAAGACCGAGGCGGGCACCAAGAACCUGCGCAUCCAGUGCGAGGGCGGCAGCUUCGCGCUGCAGAGCGACCCGCGCGGCCAGCCCGUGCCGCGCUUCGACUGCGUGCUCAAGCUGGUGCAGCACUACAUGCCGCGGCGCCCGCAGCGCGCCUACUACAUCUACUCGGGCGGCGAGAAGAUCCCGCUGGUGCUGAGCCGCCCGCUCUCCGCCAGCGUCUCCAGUCUGCAGCACCUCUGCCGCAAGACGGUCAACGGCCACCUGGACGCCUACGACAAGGUGGCCCAGCUGCCCGGGCCCAUCAAGGACUUCCUGGACCAGUACGACGCGCCGCUGUGAGGGGCACGGCUGGGGCUACCCCGCUGCGGGUGCCAGGGCAGGAGCCGUACCCGGGCGGCGCCGGCCGGAGCGCUGGAGUCCGGCCGGAGCCUGAAGCUUUUCCUCCGUUUUAAGGGGAAAGUGUUUUUGUCGUGUGGCUUUCCGUCGGGGGAGGUUUCCUCCCGCACUGACCCUUCACCUCUCGCUGCCUCGCGCCGGCCCCCACAAGCGGAGGCAGCCGCCUUCCCCGCUCGCUCCCGUCAUCCAAGGGACUAUGCCUUAAACUUCAUCCCUGUCCCGAGGACGGGGCGGCCGCACAGCGCGUGACAGCACGGACGAGGGACGGUCCGGGCCAGGCCGUCCCAACCAACGCGUGGACACCAAAGAGCUCCAUGUGGCCACGUCCCCGGCGGGAGCACCGGAGAGACACGUCCGAGCCCGACCAUUGUUCCCAAGUGCUCUCCCGGCAGCCCCUGGACUCCUGGACCACGCCAGAGGAGGGGUUUCCCUCCCACCCCUACCUGCCCUGGGGGCUGCCUGGGCCCUGGCUGCACUGCUCUGUGGUGGCACUGAUCUGAACCCGAAUGUAGCAACCAGAGGAGCCCCCGGAGCCCGCUGCGUCGCCGGCGUCCCCCGCCUUGGCCUGGAAGAGCAGCCGGGUGUUUCUGGUUUUCCAAGAAAGCGAUGUUUACAGACCUGCCUGAAUCACUGUCUUUUAUAAAGAUUCCACCUUCACCUCCAGCCUUGAGGGCUGAGCAAACCAUGCUUGAAAACUCAACCCAAACCAAACUCAGACGAGAACUUUGCACAUAUUUAUAUUUAUAUUCAGGAAGGAAGCCUUUCCAUAAUUUAUAAUAAAGAGCACUAUUUUUUAAUGAAAA